UGUGAGAAUUUUCUGUCACUUUAAACUGACAGACUCCGCCCCCCUCAUCACUUCUCUGCCCCGUGAUUGGCUGGAUCAUCUCAGCUGAGGAUCUCACGCCUUCAGAUAUACAGAGAUGUGAGAACCCGAGAGCGAGAGAAAGACUGAUUUGUGUUGCAGUUUCUUUGAUCCCAGAAAAUGUGUAAAUCCUCCAUCAGUCACCCGGGAGGUCAGAGGAGCAGGAGGUGGUUGUCUGUUCCUCGUCUUUCUAUAAGAAGACGGAUUGGACAGUUGCGAUCGCCUUUCCUGCGAGAACGCUCGUUGCAGAUUCUGAGACCUUUGGCAAAAGCCGGAAUCCCCCAAACCAGCCGAGUCAGCAAGGCCGUCUACAGUAGAGCUCCAACUCGCCUUCUCUCUCGUCUUUGGGGCCUAGUCAACGAGGUCAGCCUGCCUCACUGGUUGCGGCGUCCCCUCCUCUCCAUGUAUGUCUGGGCCUUCUCCGUCAACAUGGAAGAAGCUGAGAUAGAAGACCUGAACCGCUACAAGAAUCUGGGGGAGCUUUUCCGACGUCCACUCAAGUCCACAGCCAGAGUCAUCUCCGCCCACAACGCGGUCAGUCCCUGCGAUGGUCGGGUCCUGCACUGUGGCCGGACUCGGGGCUCACAGAUCGAGCAGGUGAAGGGAAUCACCUAUUCACUCGAGAACUUCCUGGGGCCACAAGACUGGAGAGAACCGGCCAACGUGAGUCUGCCCUUCCUGCAGCAGUUGGGUGUGCGUCCCGCGAAUCGCCUCUUUCAUCACGUCAUUUAUCUGGCUCCUGGAGAUUAUCACCGAUUUCAUUCCCCAGCAGACUGGAGCAUCCAGCACAGGAGGCACUUUCCAGGUACUCUGCUGUCGGUGAGUCCCAACAUUGCCCGUUGGAUGCCGGGUCUCUUCUGUCAGAACGAGCGCGUUGUGCUCAGUGGUCAGUGGCAGUUCGGCUUCUUCUCUCUCACUGCUGUAGGAGCCACAAACGUGGGAUCUAUCCGGAUCUACGGAGACAAGGAACUUCACACCAACCACUCUCGUCACGUGAAGGGGAAGUAUCAUGACCACAACUACACGGAGCAGUAUGGCUCCUCCGGCCUAAACUUGACCAGGGGGGCCCCUCUAGGAGAGUUCAACUUUGGCUCCACCAUUGUGCUGGUGUUUGAAGCUCCUCGCCAUUUCAAGUUUCACGUGAAAGAUGGUGGACGCAUCUUCAUGGGGGAAGCCCUUGGGACCUUGUGACUGGGGCUCUAAGAGGCUGAGCUCCAGUAUUACCUCCCCUCAGGGUGCAGGACACACCCACAAAGUGUUUCUAUUUUAUAACUCUGCCUUUUAUGUACUUAAUAAAGAGAUUUCCUAAUAAAA
Rana temporaria (common frog) is the source of this 1371-nucleotide messenger RNA. RefSeq names its product phosphatidylserine decarboxylase proenzyme, mitochondrial-like. The coding region runs from base 178 to 1248 and encodes 356 amino acids. Gene Ontology annotation, cellular component: mitochondrion. Lineage: Eukaryota; Metazoa; Chordata; Amphibia; Anura; Ranidae. Gene Ontology annotation, molecular function: phosphatidylserine decarboxylase activity. The record is from RefSeq and is a predicted model, not a curated record. Gene Ontology annotation, biological process: phosphatidylethanolamine biosynthetic process. The transcript has 8 exons.